Messenger RNA from Cetraspora pellucida, 1248 nucleotides. Lineage: Eukaryota; Fungi; Glomeromycota; Glomeromycetes; Diversisporales; Gigasporaceae. The record is from the annotation of a GenBank genome assembly.
AUGUGGUUUACAAUGUUUGAUAUAGUUUUACUUUUUUUCAGGUUUAUAUUAAACAUUUUUUUUCGUGAAAUAAAAUCACGAGGUUCAUAUAAUAUUCCAAAAGAAGGGCCCGUUAUUAUUAUCGGUGCACCCCACGCAAAUAUGUUCAUUGAUGGUUUGCUUUUAAUGAGAUAUGUCAAACGACCAAUGUCCUUAAUGAUCGCACAAAAUGCUAUUAAAUAUGGUCAUUAUGUCGGAACUUUGGCCCGUGCAAUUCAUGCAACAAAUAGUAAUACACACUUUAAAUUAGUCGUAUUAAACAGACCAAAAGAUUUGGCAGAACCAGGAAAAGGAAAAAUUUUUUUAAAUAAAAGUAAAGCCGAUCCUCUUCGUAUAAAUGGCAUUAAUACAGAAUUUACAAAACAAUUAAAAAUCGGAUAUCAAAUUUCUUUACCAAGAGAGUACGGAUUAUCUGAAAUAACUGAAAUAAUAUCAGAUACAGAACUUGUUAUUAAAAAAGAAUUUAAAGAAACGAAGGCUUUAGAAGUUUUAUCACAACCUGGUGGAACAUCUUAUACAUGCAUGCCAUAUGUUGACCAAAGUAAUCUUUAUGAAAUUGUGUUUGAGAUGAUGAAUUCUGGAAAAUGUAUCGGAGUAUUUCCAGAAGGAAGAAGUCAUGAUCGAUCUGAAAUAAUACCUUUGAAAGCGGGGGUAGCAUUUAUGGCUUUAGGUGCUAUGGCGGCAAAUCCAGGAUUGGACAUCAAGAUUGUGCCUUGGAUGAAUUAUUUCCAAGCACAUCAAUUUCGUUCUCGAGCAGUUAUCAAAUUUGGACCACCCAUUUCAAUCUCAUCUGAAUUAGUUGAAAAAUAUAAUAAGAAUGGUCUGGAUAGAAGAGAAGCAUGCAAUAAAUUAAUGGAAAUCAUUUAUGAAAGAUUAAAAUCACUAGCAGUCAUUGCACCAGAUUAUGAGACGUUGUCGGUUAUUAGAGCAGCUCGUCGUUUAUGCAAACCGGAACAUUGCAAACUUGAAAUUGAUGAGGUGAUCGAUUUAGAUCGAAGAUUGAUUAAUGGUUACAUUAAAUUCAAAGAUGAUUCAAAAGUUCAAGAAACAUACAAAAAAGUGAAAGAAUAUGAUCAAUUAUUAAAAAAUUAUGGAUUAAAAGAUUAUCAAGUCCAGAAAACUACUAUUGGAAAGUUUAGAGCUAUAACAUUGUUAUUGUAUCGCUCGUUUCUUUUGGUUUUGUGUAGUAUUCUAGCUCUUCCUGGGUAA